Gryllus bimaculatus (two-spotted cricket) is the source of this 384-nucleotide messenger RNA. The record is from the annotation of a GenBank genome assembly. Lineage: Eukaryota; Metazoa; Arthropoda; Insecta; Orthoptera; Gryllidae.
UAGUCAUAGAGGUGGAACGGUGAUAGUGCUGGUUUUGAAAGUGAGAGGGUGGAAGGCUGGUGGCGGUAAUGGUGGUGGUUGUGUUGGUGAUAAUGAUCGGUACGGUGAUGGUGGUGGUGAUGGUGGUGCGGAGGCGGAGGUAGCACUGGCGGCGGCAACAGAGCAACCGACUGUGGCGGCGGCGGCGGCGGCGGCGUUGGGCGCGGCAGCGGCUGUGGUGAGCGAGGGCGGCCGGAGGAGCGGGGCUGGGGCGACCGCGGGCGAUAACGCUUCGGCCGCCCGGCGCUGCCUGCCUGCCUGCUUGGGUCAGACGCUCCUCCGGCGCAGUCGCAGAGCUCUCGCGGUGACGGCCCCGCUGUCACUCUUCGCUGAUAUUCGCACGAG